Molecule: messenger RNA, 1131 nt
Organism: Blastomyces gilchristii SLH14081
Lineage: Eukaryota; Fungi; Ascomycota; Eurotiomycetes; Onygenales; Ajellomycetaceae
Product: carboxypeptidase 4
Exons: 3
Coding region: 1-1131 (376 amino acids)
Biological process (GO): proteolysis
Molecular function (GO): serine-type carboxypeptidase activity
Source: RefSeq, a predicted model, not a curated record
AUGCUAGUGUUUUUGCUCAAUGGCGAGAAUAUCCCAGACGUUCCAUUUGAUAUUGGAGAAGCAUAUGCUGGUCUUCUGCCCAUCUCUUCCGAUCCACAGGAGUCCCGCAAGCUGUACUUUUGGUUUAUGCCCUCUUCGGAUCCGCUCGCAGUAGACGAAGUUACAAUUUGGCUCAAUGGUGGGCCUGGUUGCAGUUCGCUCGAGGGCCUGUUUCAGGAAAAUGGCCCCUUUAUCCAUCAAUAUGGAACUUUUGCUCCUGUGCGGAACAUGUGGAGUUGGACGAAUCUUACGAAUAUGAUCUGGGUUGAACAGCCUGUUGGGACCGGUUUCACGCAAGGAAGUCCAAACAUUACGAAUCAGGAAGAACUUGCGGCACAAUUUUUGGACUUCUUCAAGAAUUUCCUUGAUAUCUUUGGGCUUCACAGGAAAAAGAUCUACUUGACUGGUGAGAGCUAUGCUGGGAAAUAUAUACCCUACAUUGCAGACGCAAUGUUUAAAGAAAACGAUACAAAAUACUUCGACGUUCAAGGCACUCUCAUCUAUGAUCCUUCCAUUAAUGUUGAUGAAAUUAUGGUGAGUGCGACAACCUGCCCUGUUUUAUGGGACCCCCUGGGAUUCCCCGGUAGCUUCCAGUAUGUCCCCGACGGCGCACAAAUCUACUUCAACCGUUCCGAUGUGCAACAGGCCAUCAACGCCCCCUUGACCUCCUGGUCAGAAUGCUCGCGUGGAAGUGAUCCAGUUUUUAUUAAUGGAACCGAUACGUCACCGCCACCUUCUUACAGUGUUCUACCAUCCGUCAUCGAACAGUCAAAACGCACUAUUAUUGCUCAUGGAGAUCUGGAUUUCAUACUUAUGGCCCAGGGGACUUUGCUAACUAUCCAGAAUAUGACUUGGCAUGGUUCUCAGGGAUUUACUGCUGAACCGACAGAUCCUCUUUUCGUCCCUUAUCAUACUGGCGAUCCCGUAUCGUCUCUGGCGGGGGCAGGUGUCAUGGGUAAACAUAGGACGGAAAGGGGCCUUACGUAUGCGGAACUGUUUUUGACGGGACAUAUGGGACCCCAAUAUAGUCCUGCUGCAUCGUACCGGCUUGUUGAAUAUUUGCUCGGGAGGAUUGAUGAUUUGUCGUCAUGA